This is a messenger RNA of Amorphotheca resinae ATCC 22711, 695 nucleotides long. RefSeq lists its product as hypothetical. The record is from RefSeq and is a predicted model, not a curated record. Gene Ontology annotation, cellular component: membrane; endomembrane system. Lineage: Eukaryota; Fungi; Ascomycota; Leotiomycetes; Helotiales; Amorphothecaceae. Bases 165 to 695 code for a protein of 176 amino acids. The transcript has 3 exons.
AUUGAGACCAAGACGCUUUCUCGCUUUCUCUCGAGCUUCGAGGAACUUCAGUCUUUAACCCAAAGCUACAAUCUAAAUACGAGGGACUGUUGCGCCCCGGAUAAAGUAUCUACAGGAGGUUACCCGCUCUACAAGACAGCUCCGGCAGGCCCGACACACUCCCAAUGGAUUACGUUGAGAACAGGAUGAAUCAGGAGGCCUCCAAGCCCGCCGCCGCCGAAGUGCAAAGCGUCGCCACGCCCGUAAACGCAAUCCUCUUUGCGCUCGCCCUCCUAAUCGCCUACUACAGCCUCCGACCCAAGUCCAAGCCCACACUGCCACCUGCCCCCGCCCCGACCGUCUUCCAGACCUUCACGCCGCCGACGCUUCUCCCCUACAACGGCACGAACAACAUGCCCGUGUACCUCGCAGUGCGCGGGCGUGUCUUCGAUGUUACGCCGGGCCGCAACUUCUACGGACCAGGAGGGCCCUACGAGAACUUUGCGGGCCGGGAUGCGAGCCGUGGGCUGGCGUUCGGAAGCUUUGACAAGGAGAUGCUGACGGAGGAUCUGCAGGGCCCUCUAGACAAGCUCGAGGAUCUGGGGCCGGAGGAGUGGGAGGCGCUCAAGGGCUGGGAGGAGAGGUUCGAGGAAAAGUACUUGGUGGUUGGGAAGCUGGUGGCGGUGGGUGAGGAGGGCACGAAGGCGAGCCAAUGA